Molecule: messenger RNA, 2413 nt
Organism: Lampris incognitus (smalleye Pacific opah)
Lineage: Eukaryota; Metazoa; Chordata; Actinopteri; Lampriformes; Lampridae
Gene: lta4h
Product: leukotriene A4 hydrolase
Exons: 19
Coding region: 83-1936 (617 amino acids)
Biological process (GO): peptide catabolic process; leukotriene biosynthetic process; proteolysis
Cellular component (GO): cytosol; nucleus
Molecular function (GO): epoxide hydrolase activity; aminopeptidase activity; leukotriene-A4 hydrolase activity
Source: RefSeq, a predicted model, not a curated record
UGUAGUUCAUAAACCGGCUGGCACAGGCAGGCUGGACCUCCUCUCUCUCUUCCUCUUCUCUCUGCUUGUACCCUGAACAACAAUGGCGUCAUCCUCGGACCCGUGCUCCUUCUCCUCCUUCACCAAGUGCGUUACGAAGCAUCUGAAUGUCACCUACCAUGUGGAUUUUGACAGCCAUGUUCUCCGGGGGAAGGUGGCCCUCACCGUCGAAGUCCUGGAGGAUCGUUUGUCGUCUCUGACGCUGGACACCAAAGAUCUGAAGAUAUCCAAGGUGACGGCCAAUGGACAGGAGGCACAGUUUGCCAUGGGAGCCAAGCACAGCUUCAUGGGGACCCCUCUGGAGAUCACCCUGCCCUUCGACCUCUCCAGGGGGCAGCAGGUGAUCGUAGAGGUGAGCUAUCAAACCUCCCCAAAUGCAUCUGCCCUGCAGUGGCUUACACCUGAACAGACCGCGGGGAAGAAGCACCCUUACCUCUUCAGCCAGUGCCAGGCCACUCACUGCAGGAGCAUGGUCCCAUGCCAGGACAGCCCCUCUGUGAAGCACACCUACUACGCUCAGGUUUCUGUUCCCAAGGAGCUGGUGGCAGUGAUGAGCGCCGUGCGUGACGGACACAAGGCUGACCCCCAGGACAGCAGCCGGAUUAUCUACCGCUUCAGACAACCAGUGCCUAUGCCUUCUUAUCUUAUUGCCAUCGUCGCUGGAGCACUAGAGAGCAGAGAGAUUGGGCCAAGGUCCCGCGUCUGGUCUGAGAAGGAGUUUGUGGACAGCGCAGCUUUUGAGUUCUCCGAGACAGAGACCAUGUUGAAGACGGCGGAGGACCUGGCGGGGCCGUACGUGUGGGGCCAGUAUGACAUCCUGGUGCUGCCGCCCUCCUUCCCCUACGGAGGCAUGGAGAACCCCUGCCUCACCUUCGCCACCCCUACCCUGCUCGCUGGGGACCGGUCUCUGUCAAAUGUUAUUGCCCAUGAGAUCUCCCACAGUUGGACCGGUAACCUGGUGACUAAUAAGACCUGGGAACACUUCUGGUUGAAUGAGGGCCACACCGUCUAUCUGGAGCGGAUGAUUGGCAGGUGCAUGGAGAGUGAGCAGUUCAGGCAGUUUAAAGCAAUGGGAGGCUGGAAGGAACUACAGGAUUCGAUUAACACCUUCGGUGCCGAUAAUGCCUUGACCAACCUAGUGCCCAACCUGCACGAGGUGAAUCCCGAUGACGCCUUCUCCUCUGUGCCCUAUGAGAAGGGCUUCGCUCUGCUCUACCACCUGGAGCAGCUCAUGGGUGGUCCAGAGGUGUUCAUGGGUUUUGUCAAGUCUUACAUCCAGCUGUUCGCCUACAGCAGUGUCACCACAGAGGAGUGGAAGAACUACCUGUUCACCUACUUCAGAGACAAGGUUGACAUUCUGGAAAAAGUGGACUGGAAUGCCUGGAUGAACACUCCCGGGAUGCCUCCUGUCAAACCACAGUAUGACACGACCUUGGCGGAUGCAUGCAUUGCUCUGUGCCAGAGAUGGGUGAAGGCCAAAGACGGUGAUUUGGGGGGUUUCAAGGAAGCGGAUGUGAAGAUUCUCUCCUCCCACCAGCUCAUUGAGUUCCUGUCCCUCCUUCUUCAGGAGGAAGCCCUCCCCUUGGGCCAUGUGAGGAAGAUGCAGCAAGUGUACAAAUUCAACGACUGUACAAACGCAGAGAUCCGUUUCAGGUGGCUGCGGCUGUGUGUGAAGUCCAGAUCGGAGGAGGCUGUUCCCUUGGCAUUGAAGAUGGCAACAGAUCAGGGAAGGAUGAAGUUCACACGCCCUCUCUUCAGAGAGGUGUACAAUUUUGACAAGUACCGUGAGGAGACCGUGCGUACAUUCCUGGCCCACAGGGCCACCAUGCACCCGGUGACGGCCGACCUGGUGGCCAAAGACCUGAAAGUGGAUUCAAACCAGAGCACGAGCUUGUAAAUCCGCUCCGCCAGGGCACGAGGGGGUCCGAAAACCCUACGAUGCUUCUACAAGCACUACCGACGAAUCAAAAUCACUUAGUCGUUUCCCUUCCUUUUUUAUCCUCGUUUUCUCUACUUGGCAAGGCAGGGGGGAUGUAUUGCUAACUGGACUCUCGGUUUAAUUUUUAAUUUGUUCUGAGUUUUUGUGUACAUCGGAAAUCUAUGCAUCUCAGGGCAAAGAGCAGACUUGCUGGUUUUACAAGGGAAUAAAGGUUCUGUCUGGAGCAUGUGUGUGCUAAUGAAACCCGGUCCUGAGUCUGAAUGAAGGCUGUUGAGCUUCUUUUCUUAAUCACAUUAUCAUCUCAGUACAACUCCAACUGUUUAGUCAUCCACAAAAUAUGUGCAUUUCUGAUCAAAGGUGCACCUUUUUCACAUUUUCAGAAAAAUGUUACGGUUAUACUGAGAUUUCAAUAUCUGUUAAAUACUAUAAACCAAA